AAUAGAUGCUUAUGAAAUACAGAACUGUUAUACUCUUAAAAUGCUUAUUAUUACUUAAAUUGCUAAAGUUUUAUUACACAGUCAGUGAGAGAUUAGUAGAAAAUUCAUUUACUUACAAUAAUGCUUAAAAUUAUGUUAAAAUCCUGAAUAAGAUUAUUUUAUGUGAAGAAAAUACAAAAAACAUUAAGGUUAUCAUGUCAUCAAGAUUGACUUUUGUAAAAUGCAAGCAGAUACGAUGGUACUCUACAAAACAAAAAAUGAAAGUCAUAGACGAAGUGGAUGAGUUACUUUUAACUAAUCAACUUAAACAUAGACAUCAUCCAGGGAUAUCAAGUCCUAGACAAGUACAACAUCCUAGUUGGCUUUGCGAUUCAAUUAAAGCACUUGCAGGAGUGAAUAAUAUUUCAUUGAAACAAGUCCAGCAAGGCACAAAGAGAUUAACAUCAUAUUUACAUGAAAGACAACUUCCAAAAGAAGCAGAUGACAUUGAAACAAAAAUAAAAGAUAUUAAAUCACAUACUAAAGCAAUCAAUAUAAAUGGUAUGGAGGAACCAAUAGACCAUAAAGAAUUGUUAAAAAAUCCACAGGUUUUGAAACAAUUAAAAGGUUUUAUUUAUAGUUGGAAAUCAAUUAAUUAUGAUGCCUUUACAAGCUUGGUAUAUUUAUUUGGUCGAAGCAUACCUGAAUAUAGCGUUCUAUACAAAAUUUUUAAUGAAAUUUAUACUGAUGAUGAAAAUUUUACCCCUAAAUCGCUAUUUGACUAUGGCUCUGGUGUUGGUACAGUCAUGUGGGCAGCAUCUGAAUUUUGGAACAAAUCUAUUAAAGAAUACUAUUGUGUAGAUGUAUCGCGAUUCAUGAAUGAAUUCUCUGAAUAUCUUAUGAAAAUGGCUAAACCAAAAAUUAAUCCACACCACGUUUUUUACCGACAAUUUUUUCCUGCAGCUCCAAUUCCAACUUAUGAUAUUGUAGUAAGUGCAUACUCUUUGUUAGAAUUACCAGAUCAAAAAUCUCGUCUUGAAGUCAUUUCGAAAUUAUGGAAUAAAACAAACCAUUAUUUAGUCAUUGUAGAACAGGGAACAGCGUAUGGGUUUAGAGUAAUUACCGAGGCACGGGAUUUUAUACUUAGACAUGGAAGAAAAGAUACACGGGGUGUGCACGUAUUUUCGCCAUGUCCUCACGACUUACAAUGUCCUAUUCAAAUAGCAGAUUAUAAGUUUCCUUGCAGUUUUAAGAUUCAGUAUCAGACAUUACCUUUAGCUCAAAAGUCCGAAUAUAAAAUGGAACUCUAUUCGUAUGUAGUACUUAAAAAAGGUAAACGUUCAGAAAAUGAUAAUCAGUGGCCACGGAUAAUCUCACCUAUAUUGAAACGUUCCAAACAUGUUGUAUGUCGAAUGUGUACAGCUUCCGGAAAAUUUGAAGAACAAAUUUUUACCGCAUGGAAGAAUGGAAAAAAUACGUAUCGUUGUGCAAGAAGCAGCGCAUGGGGCGAUCGUCUGCCCUUCAAAUUUGAGGAGAUAAAAGAAUCUGAAGAAUCAGAAGAUUCCGACCAAUUUGAGGAUUCUUCAGAAUCAGAAGAGUCUGAAAAAACUAAAUGAAAGACUAUACAUAUAAAUUGAAAUGUAUUAAAGAAAUAUGUAUAUAUAUCCUUUUUUUCAAUAAAAAUGGUAAUAUAAA
Molecule: messenger RNA, 1674 nt
Organism: Osmia bicornis bicornis
Lineage: Eukaryota; Metazoa; Arthropoda; Insecta; Hymenoptera; Megachilidae
Product: methyltransferase-like protein 17, mitochondrial
Exons: 10
Coding region: 195-1595 (466 amino acids)
Biological process (GO): translation
Cellular component (GO): mitochondrial small ribosomal subunit
Molecular function (GO): methyltransferase activity; structural constituent of ribosome
Source: RefSeq, a predicted model, not a curated record